UGGAACACAUGUGUUUUUGUCAUUAUUUUGGUUCCAGAAAAAAAUCAAAUUAAAAUUAAUUCCUUGAAAAAUGAGUGAAAAAAAGCUAAAAACUAUUAAAAAAUUCGACACCGUUUACUGUGCUGACUCGGUCGAAUGGUGUCCUCACGAGGACAACCAAUAUAUGUUCCUUUGUGGCACUUAUCAACUCGAGGAUUCGCCAAAAUCAUCGCAAUUCGACACAAAGUGCAAGAGAAAAGGUCGAAUCUACAUUUUCAAUCUAAAGUUCAAAUCGAAACCCCUCGAUCUAGUCUAUCAGUUGGAAACAAACGCAAUUCUGGAUCAAAAAUGGCAUCCACGAGAGCCGUUAUUUGCUACUGCCGACUCAAAAGGCGUCGUAACUUUGUACAAAUUAUCACCAAACCUCCUGGAAGAAGUCUCAAAAGUAAAUUUGGAUCCCGAAAAUGGCGAAAUUCUUGCUUUGUCGCUCGAUUGGAGUCCCGAUGGCACAAAAAUCAUCGUUUCCGACUCGAAAGGCGGGAUAAAUGUCAUCGCCAACACUCCAAAUGGCCUGCAGCUCGUCCAAAAUCAUCCUUCCGUGCAUUCUUUUGAGGCAUGGACUUGCAUUUUCGACAAAAACGAUCCGAAUGUCGUUUAUACGGGCGGCGACGAUACAUUUUUGAACUGUUACGAUACCCGAACCGACUUUUCGCUUAAAUGGCGGAACAAAAGUCACGGCGCCGGAGUUACAUCUCUCUUGUCUUUCGCUGAAAAUGCGUUAAUUAGCGGAAGUUACGACGACAAUUUACGAUUUUUCGAUACGCGGCAGGUGAAAAGAGCCGUUUUUGAGAAAAACUUGGGAGGCGGCAUCUGGAGAAUAAAGAAAAAUGCCAGAAAUGAACUUUUGACGGCGAACAUGUAUCAUAAUUUUACCGUUUUGGAAGUGAAUGACGACAAUUUUGACAUCACAGCGAGCUAUUUCAAGCACAAAAGUAUCUGUUACGGUGCGGAUUGGUGUCCAGUUGAAGACAAAAAAGGUUGUCAGUACAUUGCGACGUGCUCCUUUUAUGACCAUUUGUUGUGUGUAGCCAAAUAUGGGAAUAAAGAUGACUUGACAGGCGACAUGUAAAGGGCGUCAAAGAAUUUUUUGUCGUU
Messenger RNA from Culicoides brevitarsis, 1134 nucleotides. RefSeq lists its product as uncharacterized. Lineage: Eukaryota; Metazoa; Arthropoda; Insecta; Diptera; Ceratopogonidae. The coding region runs from base 71 to 1108 and encodes 345 amino acids. Gene Ontology annotation, molecular function: protein binding; diphthine methylesterase activity. Gene Ontology annotation, biological process: protein histidyl modification to diphthamide. The record is from RefSeq and is a predicted model, not a curated record. The transcript has a single exon. Gene Ontology annotation, cellular component: cytoplasm.